AUGUGUUGUUGGACCCUUGAAAUCCUCGACGGGGCUCUGCGCAAAGGUGGGAAAUCAGACGAACUCACGAAUGCCCUCUUGAAGCCGAUUGACUUCUGGCCACUUUCUGUAUUCUUCCCCGGGCGCGUACGACGCAUUAAGAGAGCAAUCGCCACUUACAUGGACAAGUUUGGUCCACAAACCGGGAUCCCCGAGGAUAACGAAGCAGGCUUGGAGGCCGAUUUGCAGUACGAAGAGAAUGGAGACCGUUUCGAGGAACUCUCGGAUGAGGAUGAGGAAUAUCUUUCUUGUCCUGAAUCUUUGUAG
This is a messenger RNA of Cyclocybe aegerita, 306 nucleotides long. NCBI's taxonomy places the organism in Eukaryota, Fungi, Basidiomycota, Agaricomycetes, Agaricales, Hemipholiotaceae. The record is from the annotation of a GenBank genome assembly.